Molecule: messenger RNA, 432 nt
Organism: Rangifer tarandus platyrhynchus (Svalbard reindeer)
Lineage: Eukaryota; Metazoa; Chordata; Mammalia; Artiodactyla; Cervidae
Source: the annotation of a GenBank genome assembly
AUGCAGAGAAAUCAGCUCCACACCUCCAGGAUGUCAGCUAAAGCCAUAGAGAGCGGGGAAGGCGGUGCUUUGGACGCCCUCCUGCCGGAAUUGCUGUCGGAAGAGGAAGAAGAACCUUCCCAGUCAACCAACCAGGCUUCUGACGGUUCUUCUCCUGGGAAGACACCACAGGGGCCACAUCAGGGGCCUCAUCAGGGACCAGAUGGCUCUGGCUCUGACCCCAGAGAUCCACCCAAGUCGAAAGGCAGCAAUUUCUACCAUUAUGCAGGCAAGACUGCCGCAGCCGUGGUCGGAGGAGCCCUGGCCGUGGGGUCUGUUCCCGUGGUGCUGGGCGCCAUGGGCGUCACCGGGGCUGGAAUCGCUGCCUCCUCCAUCGUGGCCACGAUGAUGUCAGCGGCCGCCAUGGCCAAUGGAGGCAGAGGUGCCGCCUGA